GAGUAGACUGUCUACAGACUACUGCGCUUCAGACAAGUGUGCUUCCUCCACACCGUUUCUCGUGUCUUUUUACUGCGGUGGAAAGGCACACUGUCGAGCGCCAUGUGCAAAGGACUAGCCUACAUUAAUUUAUCUCAGAUUGGAGUCAAUUUAAAUACCCAAUUACAUUUUGUUUUAUAACUGCGGGCAAUUCUUUUUUUAUAUGUAUAAAUCUGUGUGAGCUGCGUCUUCAAUUAUCAAUCUAACUUAUGUCUGGAAAUGUAUCAGAAGAAUGGCAAUGAUGGACAUUUAAAUUGAAGAUUUCUUUAAUCAAGAAGAUUUCUUUAAUCAAUUAAUUAUUGGUAGUUGAUUGGUGUACAUUUAUAGGUGUUGUAUGGACCAAAUCACCACAAUUAAAACUCCAAAAUGGAUCCCUUGUUCACGACAGAUUUCCCAUUGCCAAGCAAUUGGACAAAUGCUUCAGGGGUCAAUGGAACUGAUCAAGACGGUAACCAGUUUGUUCAACCAAUAUGGAGAAUUGUUCUAUGGGCUUUCGCAUAUAGCUGCAUGGUUACUGUGUCUCUGGUGGGAAACAUCGUAGUGAUAUGGAUCAUUAUGGCGCAUAAACGAAUGAGAACUGUGACCAACUAUUUCCUGUUGAACCUGGCGUUUGCUGAAGCGUCUAUGUCUGCCUUCAACACCGUUAUCAACUUUGUCUAUUCCGUGCACAAUGAGUGGUACUUCGGACUGAUGUACUGCCGCUUUCACAACUUCUUCCCGGUGGCUGCAGUCUUUGCCAGUAUCUACUCUAUGACUGCGAUUGCGGUGGACAGGUACAUGGCCAUCAUCCACCCCCUGCAGCAGCGCAUGUCAUCCACAGAGACCAAGGUGAUUGUGGGGGUGAUCUGGGUGCUGGCUCUGCUCCUGGCCUUUCCUCAGUACUACUACUCUGUGACAGAGGAGCUGCCUGGGCGAAUUAUCUGCCACAUCGAGUGGCCAGAAUACACUGGCUGUGACUACAAAAUUAUGUAUUAUGUGUGUGUGACGGUGCUGAUCUACUUCUUGCCUCUGCUGGUGAUGGGCUGUGCAUACCUGGUGGUGGGCCUCACUCUCUGGGCCAGUAACAUACCUGGAGACUCCUCUGACCGCUACAAAGAGCAGCUCACUGCCAAACGCAAGGUGGUGAAGAUGAUGAUCGUGGUGGUGUGUACGUUUGCUGUCUGCUGGCUGCCCUACCACGUCUACUUCCUGCUCCAUCUGUUCCAGCCCCUCCUGUUUGAGACUCCUGCCAUCCAGCAGAUUUACCUGGCCAUCAUGUGGCUGGCUAUGAGCUCCACCAUGUACAACCCAAUCAUCUACUGCUGUCUUAAUGACAGGUUCCGUACCGGCUUCAAACAGGCAUUCCGCUGCUGUCCCUUUGUUCCCGCCGGCUCCUAUGAGGGCCUGGAGCUCAAGUCCACACGUUACCAGCACACCCAGACCAGUGUGUACAAGGCCAGCCGCAUAGAGACCACCGUAUCCUCUGUCCUCCACGUGGCCGAUGAUCUAGAGCCUUCCAGGUUCGGGGCCCAGGCUGGGACCAGGUGUGCGGCCGGGCCGCGGGGGGUGUGCGGAGGGGGGUUGUGUGCGACAGCGGCCCCCAGGCGCUCGUCUCUGGACCUGACUUCCAACGGCUCCUCAUCCCGCAGCGUUUCCAAGACCGUUUCAGAGACCUCCAGCUUCUACUCUAGCAACAACCUGCCUGAGUAAGGGGUCAGGCAUGUCACUGUAUCUGUUGAUGGGAACUGUCCAUGUGUUGGCCAUGCGUUGCUCAUGCGUUGCCCAUGCAUUGCUUGUGCGUGCGUGGCACACUUACAUUGGUGUUGGUGUGUGGGUUCCAUCCAUGUGUGUCUUUGUGUAUUUAGGUUAACUUUCUUUCUUUGAAUGUUGGGGAUCUAGUCCACCACCUGUGACUGAGGCUUGAAGUCUUCGGAGGGUAGUGUGGCCUGGUUCAAAUGAAACUAGACUCAGUAGACGCUAAGGCAGUUGGGCAUACUUAGCUCACAGUCCCUGGUAUCUACUGAGAGAUGAUUGGGUUCAAAACUGGGUAACACUAGUUGAAUACAGGACCCAACACCAACCCUAUAGUCUUUUUAAUAUCUUCAACUGUCAGAACAUAUCCAAAACUCUAGCAUCUUGCAUAUUCACAGUUGCUUCUUAAGACCCACUCAACCCACACACACACACAGUGGGUGACAUCAUAUUAUUGCUGGUUCCCCUAAAUGGUGCAUUUACUGUGUGGUUUGUUUUUGCAUGCUGGGAGCACUGACAGUCCUCACAGCACAGUGAAUUUCAGAAUUUGUCAUGAUAAGCCUGGUAGUUUCAAGGCAGAGCCUCAGUCCCUGGAUGUCUAAAGGUCAGCAAGUUAGGGACUGGGAUAUAGAAAACCAACUGACUUUCCUGAACAAAUUGCUAGUCAGCUGUGCAGUCAGCUGUUCCAUAUUCAGAUAUUCAAGUUAAAUUAAUAAAUUAUAUGAUACCAUUUUUGUAUAAUAAAAUAUGUAUUUUGAACGCAGUGUUUCACUUACACACACGCACACACACACACACACACAGACACAAACACGCUAUACACUUUCAUCAAAGGAAAACGAUCCUUGCAGUCAGCUCAGAUCUCUGUCAUCCGGUGGGAACAGAGAGACAGUGGGUGAAACACCUGUUGAUUUGUAUUUAUAUUCUCCGGGCCUUAUACGGGUGAAUAUAUUUUUAACGUGGAAUAAUGAUUAACCCUAACCCUAUUUUCACAUCUUUUGAAUAUUCAACAUUUUAUUCAGGAGUUUGGAGCCAGGCUGAAAAAUCAGUUGACUAGCAAUGACUCCUCUUCCGUCUGGAAAGGCGUCAGACAGUUCACAAACUAUAAACCUAAGUCAUUAACUAUAUGUGGAACUGGCACUGAACCACUUUCACUGCUGAUUUGACUUACAAAGGCCCCUCAAUCACCAGGCCACUUCUCUACCACAGCAUGGGGAAAAAAACUGCUCAUGAUUUUGGUCAUGAUUGACCUGUACUGCACGCCUGCCCUCCGUCUGCCAGAGGAGGAUUUUUUGAAACAGUAGGUGACGAGGGUGGAAAAGUUGAGCAAUGAUCUUGCCUGUAUGCUUUCCAGCCCUAGAGCCAUUUAGUGCCUUGAUGAAGAGCAGGUGGUAGGCAAGGACCCUUUCUGCGGACCAUACAAUGCAUUGGAAUUUACUUCUGCAGUGCGCAGGUGCAAAGCUAAACCAGACAGUUACGAAGGAGGAUAGGACGGACUCUGCUAGGGUCCUCAAAGACAAAUCAGUAGAGGUGUUAGUGUACUUCAGAACAGGCCUUUGCACCUCUACUCCUUUUUCUUUUUUAGAAAUAGCACCAAAGAAGUAUUAAUAUACAGUAUAACAUCUGCCAGAGACAGUAACAGAGCGACAGGGCAGAAUAUAUGUAUUAAUAACGUGAUCCAUUGGUAUUCUAAACCCCCAUUGGUUUACAUUUUAAUGGAAUGAUUGUCUGCGUGUGUGUGUGGGGGCGCGCAUGUGUGCAUUCGUGUGUGUUUGUGCAUGCGUAACACGUCUCAGUGGACACAGUCCGUAAUGAGGAAGACCGGAUUCACCCAGACAUUCGAUUUCUCCUCCUGACAGCCACUGAAUUAAACCCGCCUAUCAACUGAUUCAUUUAAUACGGGGGAACCAGGUAGGAUGUUAUUUUCUCCAGACAACACCGACUCCCAGACACUAGCUAAGCUAAAAAAGAAAGACAUCCUUCCUAAACCGAAAGGUAGGUACUGUAGCGCUCUUACAGAUGAACUGAAUUUCUGAAACCCAAAAACACUUAAUUUCUAAGUGCAGUAGAAUGUUUCAAACCACAGGUUCAUGAGAAUAUUGUGCCAAUGAAGCUGAAUGUGUAAUCAGUCAUUCAAAACAGGUCUGUUCUUUGAAAACAUUGCAGGAUGGAUGAUCACUUUUUUGAGGUUGUUAGUGUUGUAGUGUUGGUUUUGAUUACCUUAGUGAAGCAAAGUAAUAGGCAGCCUUUGUUCCUGUGGGCUGGAAGAGAACUGGCGCCAGGCUAACUAAUCAACUGUCUGAAUGUUGUAAAGGCCACACACGUUUAGCUAAAAGCGUCAACUAAAUGGCAUAUACUCUAUGUCCUCAUCAGUGGCUUCCCUCUCCAUUCACACUAUAUACUCACAAGAGGAGAAGGAACCAAAAGUGACAGCUGCAAACAUACACACACACACACAAAGGCAUUCGUCAGAUCUCUCAUUUGCCGUAACACAGAUAAGGUAGUAGGAAUUUUCUGCAUAGAGAUUGUUUUCAUGAAAACAUUUGUGGACUUCUUACAUUAAAACAUUGUGGUUUUAACAGCAUGUGAUGAGUUGUUCACCUGCCUGUGUGUAGUCUACUAUCUACAAGAUGGACCCCAGCUGAUGCAAUGUACCAUGACGAGCUUAACUCUGUUACAGAGAUCUGAAUGGUUUCUGGUUUUAUGGUCUACAGCCCACACAUUAUGGUAUGCCACAGUCAGUUUCAUGCCAAAUAGCAUCUUAUUCCCUUCACAGUACACUCCUUUUCACUGGGGUCAGCAGGAAAAUUGUGCCAUUUGUAAAUCCCAGGCACUGCUCUGAUAAAGGGCCGAAAGAUCAGUUCAUCACUACUGUGGAUAUCUUUGGACAUAGUACAGUCUGGUUGGUAUAGCAUUUGUCUUUUAAAUGUAAUUGUCAAGCAUACCAGUUCACCCAUAUUGUAAUGUUUCAGAGACCUUCUCAUGUACUGCUACUACAAAAGGCAUAUUGUCAAGCCAGAUAUGAAAGUGGUUGAGAAUAUCACACUAUUGGAGCGGAUGUGGAGCAGUUUAGAAGUCGCCAGAGGGAGAUAUUGUAAAAUAGACCACUGAACAAAACUACUUUGUUGUUUAUGUUGAACUAGUCUAUCACAGUGACAUCACUUGUUUUGCAUUGACUGUGCUGAGGCAAGGUUGAACAUUUCUGAGCAUUUUGACUGACAUUUACCCUAACUGGCUGUACUAAGAGCCAAGCAGGCAGCAUUCCUGGGGUGACAAUCUAUGUAAAUAAAAAAAGACAAAAAUAUGUACUGUAUCACAAUACCAUAAUAGAGUAACCACCUCUCUACACUAUGGACGAAGACUAUAAACAGAUUGCUGUAUUGUACUAUUGGGGAUAAGAUAUUUUAUGUGUUAAAUUUUACUUAUUAUUUUGUACUCUGUAUGUUAUUCUUGCUGGAAGUUUUAUGUCAGUAUUGUUAACUGUAAUAAUCGCGGUAUUAUCACAAUAUAUGUAUCAGGAUUUAUUAGUUAACAAAAUAAUAACAAAAACAUUUAGAAAAUGAUUUGGAAAAAAUUUGAAGGUAUGAUACACUCCACUAUCUCUGCUUUACAUUUUGUGAUGUUUCGUGUGGUUUGUGUUUGCCUUAUAACAGGCAGCUAUUGUAUAUUAUUGGUUGUUUGCUGGUAAACUUUAAAUAUUGUGUUAAUGUUGUGAUUAAAUGUUUGCUCAUAUUGUAGCAAAUGUUUUAUAUCAACCACAAUAUCUCAAUGUAUCACAGUGGUUCCCAAAAGUGGUUGACAAGUUCUAACAAGGUAUAAUUAGUUAUGCUAUCAUUACAACUGUCAAGAGUAAGAUCAAGGUUCCCCCUGGGAGUCAUGUACCACAUUUUGGGAACACAUAAAUAAUGUAUUGGUUGUAGACAAACUGACACUCAAAAAUGGUUGACCAAUGAAGAAGAAGAACCCCCCCCCCCCCAACACACACACACACACACACACACAAAGAAAACAUUUUUUCAAAUCAAAUUUAGUGCACUGAGAAGAAACUGACUUCAACAGAGUAAUUGUGCCUUUAGCUCACUGUUGGGGAUGACAAAAACAAUAGAGACAACAUUAAGGUCUGGGAGUGGCAUGGUCUGGUCUCUGCCUCAUUGUAAUUCCUGACCUUCAGUGGAGUCCUCAGCGGACAGGCACGGGGGACUAGAGGGAGCGAUGAGUAGAGUGCCCUAUGUCAGAUGAAGCAUGUUUGUGUUAGGACUAGACCUUUGUUGUCACUCUGUGUGAGCAGAGGACAGUCUGUGCGUAUUAAACACCAGUCCAUCUUCAUGUGCCUAGCCAGACUAUGGCUGUCCACAUCUCUGUAAGUGGAGAUGCAUACCAAAAGACACCCUCUUGUCUUUAUAGUGGAUUACUUCUGUCCAGAGAAAUGGCUCCAAGCAGUUCACUGUAAAUGGAAUGGGGUAAGAAUCACAGACAUGGCCUUGUCUGGAAGUUGGUCAGACCGUAACAAAGAAAGUUUCUAUCCCAAUCCAAAAUAUAUACUAUAUAAGACUAUUACAUACCUGAAUGUCUCUACGGUACAGCAUUGUAUGGAGUCACAGACUUCUCGUGAGAGUGCUACAUAACAAUCCUUGAAUUGCAUUGGUGUCUAAAUGAAUUGGGAAACAAAAAAGUGAGUUGGAAAGAAUAGACAAUGAGGAGAUAUUGAUAUUGUCAGCAUAGCUUGAAGAGAUUAAAAGAGGAGGACUUAGAGACGGACAGAUGGGUGGGGUGAUCAGGGGGUAUAGAAGAGCUCAUGGCUAAACUGAUGAACACGUCUGGCCCCACCAUGCCGGCUCCCUCAGGUUCAAGGCCCUGAGGAUCUGCAGCUCAUGUAAAUAAAUCCACAUUUCCUCAUUCAGUCGUCUGGCCUCUUCUCAGUGGCGCAUGACCACCCUCACAGAGAAAGGCAGGAGAAAGGUGGGUGCCUUGGGUUGCGGAAACAGAGUGGAAAAACUAAAAGUUGGCUAGAGUCUUCCGCAACCCUGUCCUCCCAGAGGAGUGUAGUGGCCUGAGUGGAGGUGCAGUGAUUAGUGUCGGUGUGUGUGGCAGGUGGUGUGGAACCGUGGGGGAUUGCGAGAAGCUACUCUGCAUCAAGUCUGCCUGUGGAGGACUCUAGUUUCACUCCACUACAAAGACCAUUAGCGGCUGCCUGCUAGGCUACCACUGCUGAUUUCCCUCAUACCCUCAUCGAGCUCAUCAUCCUUCAUUAAUAAACAUUAUGGUGGUAUUGAUUUUAUGUUCGUACCCGUGUCCUUCCUUGCUCUCUCUCAUCUUGAAAUUGAUGAAAAAGGGACUUGAUCUGAGUACUGUGUGUUUCUCUUUAGAUGUUCUGCUAUGUUUGUCCUAUGGGUGUAUGCGGUUUUGGUUGACUUGAAUAAUGUACAUUCUGUAUUUAAAUAAAACAGCAACUAAU
Messenger RNA from Esox lucius (northern pike), 7225 nucleotides. It is a transcript of the gene tacr1a, whose product is annotated as tachykinin receptor 1a. Lineage: Eukaryota; Metazoa; Chordata; Actinopteri; Esociformes; Esocidae. Gene Ontology annotation, biological process: positive regulation of flagellated sperm motility; G protein-coupled receptor signaling pathway. The record is from RefSeq and is a predicted model, not a curated record. Gene Ontology annotation, molecular function: substance P receptor activity. The transcript is spliced from 5 exons. Gene Ontology annotation, cellular component: sperm midpiece; plasma membrane. The coding region runs from base 406 to 1728 and encodes 440 amino acids.